AUUUGGGGGCUCGUCCGGGAUCGGAGACCCCCACCCAGGGACCACCGACCCACCAACGGGAGCCCACUUGGGACGAUUGCCAACAGCUACUCCAGAUCCUCUUCACCACUGAAGAGCGAGAAAGGAUUCUUCUGGAGGCCCGCAAGAACGUUCUCGGGGACAACGGGGCCCCUACACAACUCGAGAACCUCAUUAAUGAGGCCUUCCCCCUCAAUCGACCUCAAUGGGAUUACAACACGGCCGAAGGUAGGGAGCGUCUUCUGGUCUACCGCCGGACUCUAGUGGCAGGUCUCAAAGGGGCAGCCCGGCGCCCCACCAAUUUGGCUAAGGUAAGAGAGGUCUUGCAGGGACCGGUAGAACCCCCCUCGGUUUUCUUGGAACGCCUGAUGGAGGCAUAUAGGAGAUACACUCCGUUUGACCCCUCUUCUGAGGGACAGCAGGCGGCAGUUGCCAUGGCCUUUAUCGGCCAGUCAGCCCCAGAUAUCAAGAAAAAGUUACAAAGACUAGAGGGGCUCCAAGACUUUUCCUUACAAGACUUAGUAAAGGAGGCAGAAAAGGUGUACCACAAGAGAGAAACAGAAGAAGAAAGACAGGAAAGAGAAAAAAAAGAGACAGAAGAGAGAGAGAGACGGCGUGAUAAACGCCAAGAAAAAAAUUUAACUAGGAUUUUGGCCACAGUAGUAAGUGAUAAAGGGUUUACAGAUAAGCAGAAAGGGACCCUGAGCAACCGGGCAAGACCGACACCUAGGGACAAAAGGCCUCCUCUCGACAGGGACCAGUGCGCCUACUGCAAAGAGAAAGGCCACUGGGCAAGGGAAUGCCCCCGAAAAAAGAAAAACGACAAAAAAGCUAGGGUUCUAUCCCUAGACGACUAGGGGAGUCAAGGUUCGGACCCCCUCCCCGAACCUAGGGUAACAUUGACAGUGGAGGGGACCCCCAUCGAGUUUCUGGUCGAUACCGGGGCUGAACAUUCGGUACUGACCCAACCCAUGGGGAAGGUAGGGUCCAGGCGGACAGUCGUAGUAGGAGCGACCGGCAGCAAAGUCUACCCCUGGACCACACAGAGACUUUUAAGGGUCGGACAUAAGCAAGUGACCCAUUCCUUUUUGGUCAUACCUGAGUGCCCUACUCCUCUGUUGGGCCGGGACAUCCUGACCAAACUAAAAGCUCAAAUCCAGUUUUCUACAGAGGGCCCACAAGUAACAUGGGGAGAUCACUCUACCAUGUGCCUGGUCCUAAACCUAGAAGAAGAAUACCGGCUGUAUGAAAAGCCGGCCUCUCCCUCCAUCGACCCAUCCUGGCUCCAACUUUUUCCCACCGUAUGGGCAGAAAAGACAGGUAUGGGACUGGCCAAUAACGUCCCACCAGUAGUAGUAGAGCUGAAAUCGGGUGCCUCACCGGUGGCCGUCCGACAGUAUCCAAUGACUAAAGAAGCCCGGGAAGGCAUCAGACCCCACAUCCAAAGGUUCUUAGACCUAGGGGUCUUAGUGCCCUGCCAGUCGCCCUGGAACACCCCUCUGCUACCAGUAAAAAAGCCAGGGACCAAUGACUAUCGGCCAGUCCAAGACUUGAGAGAAAUUAACAAAAGGGUGCAAGACAUUCAUCCCUCAGUCCCAAACCCAUACAGCCUCCUGAGUUCCCUUCCGCCUAGUCACACUUGGUACUCAGUCUUGGAUCUCAAGGAUGCCUUUUUUUUGCCUCAAACUACACCCCAACAGCCAGCCACUGUUCGCGUUCGAGUGGAGAGACCCAGAAAAAGGUAACGCUGGUCAGCUGACCUGGACACGGCUGCCACAGGGGUUCAAGAACUCACCCACUCUCUUCGACGAGGCCCUCCACCGGGAUUUAACUCCUUUUAGGGCUCUCAACCCCCAGGUCAUAUUACUCCAAUAUGUGGACGACCUCCUAGUGGCAGCUCCCACAUAUGAAGGCUGCAAAAGAGGGACACAAAAGCUCUUGCAGGAACUGAGUAAGUUGGGGUACCGGGUAUCAGCUAAAAAGGCCCAGUUAUGCCAGAAAGAGGUCACCUAUUUGGGGUACCUGCUCAAGGAGGGAAAAAGAUGGCUGACCCCGGCCCGGAAAGCUACAGUUAUGAAGAUCCCUACUCCCACAACCC
Cynocephalus volans (Philippine flying lemur) is the source of this 2116-nucleotide messenger RNA. RefSeq names its product RNA-binding protein 25-like. Bases 387 to 875 code for a protein of 162 amino acids. Lineage: Eukaryota; Metazoa; Chordata; Mammalia; Dermoptera; Cynocephalidae. Gene Ontology annotation, molecular function: zinc ion binding; nucleic acid binding. The record is from RefSeq and is a predicted model, not a curated record. Gene Ontology annotation, biological process: virion assembly. The transcript is spliced from 2 exons.